Dromiciops gliroides (monito del monte) is the source of this 1665-nucleotide messenger RNA. Its product is annotated as fibronectin type III domain-containing protein 9-like. The coding region runs from base 472 to 1170 and encodes 232 amino acids. Gene Ontology annotation, molecular function: protein binding. The record is from RefSeq and is a predicted model, not a curated record. Lineage: Eukaryota; Metazoa; Chordata; Mammalia; Microbiotheria; Microbiotheriidae. The transcript is spliced from 2 exons.
UCUUACCCUGCUGAUGUCACUGAAGUGCUUAAACAUUUUUCAUUCGGAGCAUCACUGAACUAAGCUACACAAUGUAAUGGGAAUACUCAAGAAAGAAGGGAGCUGUCCAAGAGGUAGCAAGAGAAUGCGAUCAUUUUCUGGUGGUGGUCGUGAGAGAGGAGUGUAUCUCAUGAUAACCACAGCAACCGUACUACUUAGGAACUACGUGCUCACAGAUGAAUACAAGUAGAGGACAGAGAAACACUGUUACCUGGCAUCUCUGGAAAAUCAAAAAUGUGUCAGGCAACAAGAACUUAGUCUCCAGAGCCUGUAAGGAUGAUGCUGGGCAUAUAUAGCUGCAAGAAGGAAUCUUCUCUGGCAGCAGGGACACAGAAAAAUUAGUCUUUCCUUCCCUUUUAAAAAAAAUCAAAUGCUGAAAAAAAUAUUUUCCAAAAGCACUGGAUCCUAUUAAGGCAGAACUUUUCCCUCAAAAUGGGGGUCACCGUGCAAAAUGUAACCGGAAGUACUGCGAUGGUGAUGUGGCCAACUGUGGCCAGCUGUGCUGACAGCUUCUACAGUAUUAUGUAUCACCCCAACUGGGACAGUAUGCUGUCUGGAUACUCAAGGAAGAGUUUUCAGAGGGAAGAGAGGGUGCCUGCUAGCCAGUCCUCAUUUGUAGUUGAAAAUCUAACUCCACUGACCAAGUAUAUUCUUUGUGUAACCUGUCAAUCAGCAAACCCAUCCAGUGACCAGUGCAGAAUCUUCCAGACAAGGGAACAAGAUCCAUCGUCUGUGAGCAACAGAAAGAAAGACCUGGCCUUGGGGAUCUGGCUAACCAGCAGCAUUCUGCUCCUCAUCAUCGCUGGCAUUCUCCUCUAUGGGUGCCUGAACAUAUGGUGCCGCAAGAGACAAGAACAUAACGGAGGCCUAAAUGGAAUGCCGCAGCCAAAUAAGAGAGAAGGCUAUAAAAACAGUAGCAGCAGGGAUCCAGGUGAGUUGGAGAAGUCAAGCCAACCACUGGUUCCAAACCUAGAAGACCAACAAACUGAUGAGGUUCAGCUUGCAACAAUAAAAGAAAAUCUCUCAACUCAUAUGGAACCUCCUCUGCUGAAAUGUAACCACCAGCAAGUACUGUCGGUGAUGGGCCAGCCACUCCACAUUCCUCAGCUAGGAGGGGGUGGAGUUUUGUAGAAUGAGGAGCUGAGGAGCCUCUAUCAACCAUCAAAUUAUCAACAAGUAUUUACUAAGUGCUGACUAUGUGUAAGGCACUGGAAACACAAAGAAUGAAAGCAUCUCUUCUUGCAAUGAGCUUCUAUUUUUAGUGGAGAAGACAAAAAGUACACAAAAGAUAUAUACAGCGUAAAUAUAGCUAAUAAAUCUGACUCUGUGUGUGUGUGUGUGUGUGUGUGUGUGUGUGUGUGUUUGGGCUCUUGCCUGUGCCCCAGUUUCUUUAGCUAAAAUGUGGGGCUAAUAUCUAUCCUUGACUAAGUGUGAGAAUCAAUGAAAUAAAAGUAAAAAUGCUGUGAGAUCUUCAGUAGGAAGGUGUAACAUAAAUCCUUGCAAGAGAUUAUCACACCCUACUGUAGAAAUGAACCAUUAAGAAGUAGGAGUUUUCUAAAUGCUUUUCCAUGUGUGACUUUUAGUUGCUUACAUCCUUCCAUGUAUUAUUUUUCUUCACAGCCUAUA